GCAGUAUUAUUUACACAAUACCUUCUGCCGAAAGUCCAGGUAGGGAGGCCUAUGUGAACAAUGCCACAUUAUCACGUGCACAAGGCAAGAUGUGGACCGCUUCGCAAGUUACCCAACGCUGUGUUCAACCACCGGAUUUCCUCCCUUCUGACGGGCGAUGGGAUACGUUAGAGGGCACAAGCGUAAGCAUCAAUAGGGGCUACCGAGCUUUCUUUUGCGCGCGUUGCCAUUGCUCGUCAGUGAGCUCUCAACGUCACUGUAUCAACGAUCAGCGGGGUUUACAAACUGCGAGCAACGACACCUCGUCCUAUUCUCGCCCUCCUUUGCACCUUGAAACUCACAUCCACAGCAUGUCUAACAGUAAUAGUGGCAAGCAGCAGACAAGUAGCUUGCUAUUACGGCUGUUUCAAAGCGAGUUCUUUAAUUCCCGGUUGGCUCUCUUGUAUAUAUCGAGAUAUCCAGAAAGCGUUGGAAUACAACACUAUAUAUGUGAACGGCUGGAGGAAUUUGAUGAGGAAGAGUUGGAUUUUUAUUUACCUCAGUUAUGUCAUUUGCUAAUCAGCCGUCGUACCGAGUCGGUCGCACUGGAAAACUUUUUAUUAAAGCGAUGUCGAAAAUCCACCCAUGCAGCUCUGUUGACGUUAUGGUAUUUACAAUCGCACCUAAGUGACAUGCGCGGGUCGCCAAACACAGAGUCAUUUCGAUUGUGCCAACGGCUAUAUUACAAGUGCCAGGCCAUUGUGUUUGCGGACGCCCCCCUGACCCCAAAGUCCGAUACCUCCUUCAAAGAUAUCUUUCAAACGAAGAGAAUACGCGAGAACGUCAGGCCGGCGGUUAUCGGCAUUGGAGCUAUUCUGGCGGCAGGAGUGUGCCCGCUAGUUGUCGAGACAGGGGCGAGUAUGAUUAUUAGUCAGGGUCGAAGAUGGAAAACGCUUGCAUCAGAUCCAGGAGAGGUAGUGGAAGAAAGCAAUCAUGGAUCCAAGACAUCUUUAGCCACCCGACGCUCAGAAUCUGUGAAAGAUGCAAGGGAGUACGAGCGAGGGCUAGCGGCGGCAAUGGGAAGACGCCACUCUACAGACAGCGGAUCGUCUAAGCACAGGGGACUACAGCUACUCGCACGGAUCCCAACUGGAUCUGCAACCCCGGAUGAACUCUCUCGUGGAGGAGCAUUUUCAUUCAAUCGAUAUGUUGCAAAAGCAUCUGGAAAUUUUACCCAUUCAAUGAGCCUUUCAACAUCUGCAUCCGCGGAGUGUCUGAAUCGCCAUUCAAGCACGUCACGGACUGAUGAACCGUCAUUGGAGAGUCUGAACGUUCUUUCCGAUCAACGGCAUCUCAAAACCAGCCAUUACUUCCAUUCCGAGCUGCAGUUCAUGAUGACAUUGGUGGAAAUAUCCGAUCGCUUGCGCACGGUACCAAAGGAAGCGAGACAAAGCACGCUUGUUGCAGAGUUGGCGCUUUUGAAUCACAAUCUACCAGCGAAUGUGUGUAUACCAAUGUGGUGUAAAACGUUCGGGUCACAUGCAUUCCAUCAUCGUGUGGCACGAAUUAGUCCAUCUGAUGCUGUGGUGUUGAAUUCGGCUGACAGGGUACCGUUCCUGAUUACGGUUGAAGUACUGGAAAAUAACCCCCAGGCGAGCUGUGCGUCAACUACCAACCUGGACACAACAGAAACACAGGACCAAGAUAACAUGACCGCCACAAAUGGCUGCCAUGCAAGUGAUGAAGGACAAGCCACAGCAUCGCUGAUUGAAGGUUCAGUGGAACUACCCAAUGGUGAAGUCGAAAGAGAAAGCCAGCAAAUAACUUCCAGCGAUUCAGAUUUGAUAAAUCCGCCAAUAGACAGCAGUUCCGUUGAUUAUCAUAGGGAAGUGAUACAUCGGCGAAAAUCUGUUGCCUCUCUGUCCUCUAAAGCAUCCGCCAGUCCUUAUGAGCAAGAGACCUUUACGCAGCUGGAUCUCGACGAAAAGGCCGACAACAUAAAGCCGAUUCCUUCCGCGGUUGAGGAAUUCUCUGAACGAAUGCGGACGGCUGCGGUUAUGUUGGCACAGCUGUAUCAGCAACAGCAGCGCGAGCUGAUGUCGCAAAGUCUACCCUUGUCUUCUCCGCCAUCGUUGCCUCAAUCACCAGUGGUUGUUGGUGCCGGAGGACUUCCAGGACACGUGGGCUGGUUGAGCGCCGUCCCUCAAGGAAACACCGGCACACAUCCUGGACCUGUGUCUCCAUCCGUUACACCAAAAGACCGACGGAACUAUCAAAAGCUAAAAGCAGACUUUGAGCAGAUACGCAACAGACUGAUCAAAGAAAUGGUUACUCUGGAGGAAAAGCGAGUAGAGGCGUUGGCUGCCCAGUUGAAAGAGCGCCAAAAGGUUCCAAUGAUGGUGGAGGGGGCUACGGAUGAGAUUCUCCCUGAAGAAGAAGAAGCAACUCUACGUGCACAGUGUCAGGAGCGGGAUAAGGAUGAUCCCAGUGCUGCGGUAUUCCGAGAAACAUGGGACGAAAAGGUUGAGCGAAUACGCGCCUCCUCCCCUUAUGGAAAGGAUCCAAAUUGGCGAUUAUUAUCAGUAAUCGUUAAAUCGGGGGCCGAUCUACGGCAGGAACAGUUGGCGCUACAGCUCAUCAAAGAGAUGCAAAGAAUAUGGCGGGAGGCGGGCGUGCCGGUCUGGGUGUGCUACUUCCGAAUUCUCAUAACGUCUGAGCAAUCGGGAAUUGUGGAAACUAUUCGAGACGCGAUUUCUGUUCAUUCUAUUAAGAAGAAUGGAUAUGCGCAACAUUUGAAUGAGAAAGGAUUGGCGUUUACCUUGUAUGACUACUUUGUAAAGGAGUUUGGAAAUCCUGGCAGCACACGUUUUCUACAGGCGCAAGACAAUUUCAUGCGGAGUUUGGCAGCGUACUCUGUGAUCUGCUAUUUACUUCAAAUUAAGGAUCGGCACAACGGCAAUAUCCUCAUCGACAUUCAGGGGCAUGUUAUCCACAUUGACUUUGGCUUCAUGCUGUCGAAUAGCCCUGGAUCGCUGGGUUUCGAAUUGGCACCUUUCAAGCUCCCUCAAGAUUAUGUAGAUAUUCUGGGGGGUGUUGGGAGCGAUAAGUUUACCGAGUUCCGAGCGUUGAUGAAGGAAGCAUUUUUUGCGCUAAGGAAGAAGGCCGAUGAUAUUGUCUCACUUGUAGAAAUGAUGGAGCAUGGAUCAAGCCUCCCAUGUUUCACCGGCGCCUCUGCCAAACCCUCCAAUGUUCCCGUUCCCCCAACCGCAACUACCUCGUCAUUUUUAAGCUUUUUGGGAUCUGAAGGCGACCUGUCACCGGAUGCUGCUCGGGCCACAUUGCCUCCCCCUAUUGAUACCAAAACGACAUCGUUUACACCUAUACCCGAAAAGUACCCAGUGGGAGCUGCGUUGAAGGAUCGGUUCCACUUGUCUCUAUCUGAGACGGAAUUUGGUAAUCUAGUGGACUCGUUAGUGGAGCGGAGUUGCAAUAGUGCGUACACGAGGCUGUACGACUCUUUUCAGUAUUAUGCCAAUGGAAUUUUGUGAUCUAUCUCUUUAUUUACUGGUAACAUAAUGCGCAGUAAACCUGCUGCAAUUAAAUAAUCUUGUAACUUGAAAUAAAAAAACAAGAAAACUGAGUGUGGGCAUCCAGUUUCGAACCCACAGAUCCAAAUGAUCCAAAUAUUUGU
Spizellomyces punctatus DAOM BR117 is the source of this 3670-nucleotide messenger RNA. Its product is annotated as 1-phosphatidylinositol 4-kinase. Gene Ontology annotation, cellular component: cytoplasm; membrane. NCBI's taxonomy places the organism in Eukaryota, Fungi, Chytridiomycota, Chytridiomycetes, Spizellomycetales, Spizellomycetaceae. The transcript has 10 exons. Gene Ontology annotation, biological process: phosphatidylinositol-mediated signaling; phosphatidylinositol phosphate biosynthetic process. Gene Ontology annotation, molecular function: 1-phosphatidylinositol 4-kinase activity. Bases 90 to 3527 code for a protein of 1145 amino acids. The record is from RefSeq and is a predicted model, not a curated record.